This is a messenger RNA of Apaloderma vittatum (bar-tailed trogon), 1308 nucleotides long. It is a transcript of the gene SKA3, whose product is annotated as spindle and kinetochore associated complex subunit 3. Gene Ontology annotation, biological process: chromosome segregation; mitotic cell cycle. The coding region runs from base 1 to 1308 and encodes 435 amino acids. The record is from RefSeq and is a predicted model, not a curated record. Gene Ontology annotation, cellular component: outer kinetochore; spindle microtubule. The transcript has 8 exons. NCBI's taxonomy places the organism in Eukaryota, Metazoa, Chordata, Aves, Trogoniformes, Trogonidae.
AUGCAUAUCAAAGACUAUGAAGAUGAACCUCCAAUAAGAGUCUUACAUGACCUCCAUUGUGAAAUUAGGACUGUGAAGGAAGAUAUUAAUGCCAGUCUUGGUAAGAGUUGCUCUGAAAAACAAGAAAUUAAUGAGUUUAUCAAGGCAAAUGAAAUAUUGAUGCAGAAAAAUGCUGCGGAUCUUGGAAAAAUAAAAGAACUGUUCCAGAAGUAUGGCUACAAACCACAUGUCAAAGACUCUCCAGAAGAGGAGGAAGAAGUUAACAGUGAUUCAGUGGUGCCUGUCCAGAACAAGUGCGAUGAAGAAAAAGCAGAUGAUGUACCUCAUCCUCCUGCUUCUACUGAGAAGCCACCAGUGCCCAAAGACUCGCUGCAUCACCCCCAGCUCUCCGAUUUUGGCCUUUCACACUAUGCUUUCUCCAGGCCUUGGAGUGCAGCGAAAGGACAACACGCAACAAAUGCAUAUCAAGAAAAUUCAAAGAACAGGACUCCACUAAAAACACAGAUCCCCUCUUUUUUGCCCAAAACACCAAAGUGCAAGCUGAAGAUGGAUGAUUAUGAGUGCGUAACACCGAAACUUGAACACUUUGGCAUUAGCGAACAUACCAUGUGUAUGAAUGAAGACUAUACGAUGUCACUUAUGCGUAAAACGGCUCCGAAAAGCAAAAAGUUGGUUAAAAAAGAUGAUAAUGAAUUGAAUGUACUCAAAAUAACAUCCAGAGGUGAAAUCAUGGUUACUCCUGGGGCAAAACUAAAAGUAACAGCUGAGAAAGCAGCUGACUGGAUGGCUUCUCCUAUGGUACUUGUGUUCUGUACUCCUGAUGUGAAAAGCCCUUCCGGAGCAAAGAGUACGGCCUUAGCAAGGUCACCAGAGACAAACGAACUGCCUCCUCCCAGCCACGCAGGAACGCCAGGGUUUCCAGAUUUUGAAACAAGAUGGCUAAAAACAGAAGCUAAGGUACAGGGGGAGAAGGUUGAGUCAGUGACAAAGAAUGAUGCAACAGAUAAACAACACACAGAAGAUAAAUUUUCCUUUGCUGUGAGCUCUGAUGAGUAUCUUAAACAUUUUGGAGACCCUUCUCCUCCCAAAAUAAAACACUAUGACCAGUUACUCAAUACUCCUCCACCUCCAGAAAUAACAAGGAUACCAGAUGAUGUUCUACAGAUUCUGUCCAGGUAUAAUUAUAAGGAAGACUCUUCUAAAGCUAAGGACAUGGACACCAAGGCAGGAAGUGCUACAAAAUGUGAAAGUGGUUUCACCGAUUACCGCAACAAGGAAAACAGGACCAUUGCCCUGAUGUGGAUAUAA